CUGACUUUCUCUCUGUGCCUCUCUCAGACAGACUCACACAGGCUCGCUCACAGUGCUGGACUGAAAAACCCUCUCAGCUCUGCUCUCGGCUCCGGCCACCAGAGAAGAUGCUUCGGCGUUACUCUUCAUGAGAUCAUUGCAGGACUGAGUGGAGUGGCAGCCCUGCAGCUGAUGGGCUGCUGCUGCUCUUUCUAUCUUUAUCUCUCUUUUAAUUGGGACGCUGGGGAGAAAUAAAUAGCUCAACACACACUGUUGGGAGGCAAAUGAAUGGACCAGACUGACGGGGGAUUUCCCCAGGCUGCCUUCACACCAAUGGAUCUGGACACAAUUUUUGAACUGGCUGAAUGGUGUUUGGCAGAAUAAUUUUUCUUGUUGGUUUGUAAAUUAAUUUUUGCAACAAGAUCAUUUCCGAAGAGCUUGCAGACUGACCUUUUUUUUGUGGAUUUGCACUGCAAACAUUCACAUCAUAUCUCUGACUUGAGGAUGUGCUCUAUAAUCAUGCUUCAUCAGUGGAGUCUGGCUGUGUUCUUGCUGUGCACCCCAGUGACUCUUGAUGGGAGACCAGCUGAUGCACUUAGUAGCAGAACGAGGAGGUCAGUGAGCCACGCCCAGCUGAUGCAUGACAAGGGCCGCUCCUUGCAGGAGUUCAAGCGUCGCACGUGGCUGCAGGAGCUGCUGGAGGAGGUGCACACAGCCGACGAGCGAGCAUCACCUGUGCCGAGCGGAACCCUGAGCCAAACGUUCAGUGGGAAUGCUCUACACCAGAAGCCCCCAGGGGCCACCAAAAACCUCCCUGACAGAUUCAGGCUGGACAGAGAGGGCCCUAACCUGCCCCAGGAGACUAACAAAGCUCUGGCUUAUAAGGACCAGCCUCUAAAAGUGGCCACCAAGAGGAAAAAAAAGGUGAGGUUAGGCCGGCGUAGAGAGAGUGAAAAGAAGAGGAGGCGGGCACGAUCUGUCACAAUAAAGAAGCCAUGAAGGAUGCGGUACCCUGGCUGAGAGACUCCCAAAAGCCUUUUUAUGGUACUGUACUAAGACACUGACACAGUUCCAACUAGACUGAGGUCUGACAGACUUGAACCAGAGCUGACUCAGUGAAAGUCAUCUUGAGGCCUGCGGCUGUGCUUGUAUGAUAAUAUUUUGCUAAGUGUGUAUUGUUGUGUUUUAAAACAAUCUCAUACUUCCCGGAGUUUCAUAACAUAACAUCUUCCUAGGUCCAUAUUUAUUUGGAAAAUCUUAACGCCUCUGUAACCUUGAUUCAAUUCAAAACAAUUCAUAUGUUAUCAUCUCUUAACAGUGUGCACAAGUAGAGCAAAGGAGAAAAUAUUUAUUGCCUGAUUAUAAUGUAACUUCACAAAAAUUGGGAUGCUGAGUGGUCUACUUUUGUUUGGCUCUACAUGUGUUGACUAUUGCUGACUUGCAGUUACAGACAAACUGUUCAGUUGAUACAUCUGUUCGAACUGUUUUGCCAUAAUUUAUUUCACUUUGAAAGUGUAUAUUUAUUUUGUGAAUGUAUCAUGGUGCUGCUGACUAAAUUCCAUAAUGCACUUUAGUUAUAUCCUGUAAAUGUUCUUUUGUGGUUGAGUUUUAAUUUGAUGUUUCUUUUUGAUGGUCCUGCUUUCCUUUCCCACCUUAGAUCCCUCAUGGACUUGUAACUUAUUGGAUGCUUCAUCAAACCCACUCUCAUCAUUUUACAUUAUAGUUUAUUUUUAUAGAACAAGCCUGAGUCAGGGGCUGUCGGACUCAUUUAAUGUUCUUCACUUGCACUGAGAACAUACUGUACAUGUUUCCAGUUAAUCAAACAUUAAAAAUGUAGCCAUUAGAAA
Molecule: messenger RNA, 1826 nt
Organism: Toxotes jaculatrix (banded archerfish)
Lineage: Eukaryota; Metazoa; Chordata; Actinopteri; Toxotidae
Product: parathyroid hormone-related protein-like
Exons: 3
Coding region: 484-978 (164 amino acids)
Biological process (GO): regulation of chondrocyte differentiation; osteoblast development; bone mineralization
Cellular component (GO): extracellular region
Molecular function (GO): hormone activity; peptide hormone receptor binding
Source: RefSeq, a predicted model, not a curated record